Molecule: messenger RNA, 3113 nt
Organism: Macrosteles quadrilineatus (aster leafhopper)
Lineage: Eukaryota; Metazoa; Arthropoda; Insecta; Hemiptera; Cicadellidae
Exons: 2
Coding region: 107-679 (190 amino acids)
Source: RefSeq, a predicted model, not a curated record
GGCGUCGUCAGUCAGUUCAGAGUGAAACGUGUGUUCGUGCAGAGAACAUCUCUUCUGUUCCUGUGACUGUUAGUUUACGUUGUAACGUGUAACGUAUCUCAGUGUAAUGGUCAUGGCCGGUGGACAGAUCUGUCUUCUCGUACCCAACGUUCCGACGAACCUCGUUGACAAGAUCUGUCCGACACGACGUUCCACGGGGACGAUACCUGUCCCUAGGUGUCUCUUCGGACGUCCAGAUCCCGCGGAGAACAAACGUCUCUUCGAGGAGUUCCUGCAGAAGGAGAGAGAGAGGGCGAAGAAGCGAUGGGGAGUCGACCUAGACGACUUGGAAGCCGCGAUAGAGAAGGCCGCAAAGAAGCAAAGGCCUGAAAUUUUAAUUCCUGAAGAAUCAAGAAUACCUGAAGUUCCUGCUGACGUUGAAGACAGGCUUUCUCCUUCAGGGAUUGAGGAGAAGACGUCGUGUCCCGAGGCACCCUUCAAGAGGUCCACGAUCUGCAGGAAACCUUGCGCAAACUUCCAGAAGAGAGUGAGAGCCGCCGGGAACCUCAAGAGACAAACCCACCUUACAGAUUUUUGGAGGGCAAGGAAAUCCGUCUCUUUCGUCUUCGGCAAAAACAAGAGUCGCACCAUCAGCCUUCAGAGUCUCAAAGAUCUUCUGGAACCCUCAAAACUGGACUAAAAUCUCUAGUCUUCUGCAGAAGCCUCCAACCCUCGUAAACCUUGAAUAACAUCAUCACUAUUAUACACAAACCAUGUGUUGGCUAAGAUAAAAAUAAGAUAACUCAGGGUGAUCACUACUGAUAAAAACUGUAAUAUAACAAAAAUAAGACUAUUCUUGUUAUAAAUUCUAGUUGUAAGGAAAGUGUUCAUAAAAAAUAUGCUUUACUGCCUUGAAAUAAUACACAAUUUUAUUCAAAUUGUGUAUUAUUUUGACGCAAAUGUAAAUAAUACUUAACCUUAUAAGAAUAUUUUACUGUCUGUAUAUAUUUGUUAAAAGACUCCACUAUUAUUGUAACUUUAACUCUUAACCAUGUAUUUGUUCCUUUGUAGGUUUUAUGAUUGGAAAAUUUUAAAUUGGUGUAGUUAGUGAAAAGAUAUAACUAUGAAUUCAGAAGUAUUUAACUUUUGUUUUGUUUUUUGUGGUUUUAACAUCAUUUCGUCUUAGUUAAGAUAUAAAAAUCAUAUGUACCUCACAUUUGUAUAAAUAUACACCUUACCCGAAGUGAGAUUGCAGUGGUUCUAGUGAUUGUUGCGAAUGCAAGCAGUGUUGCCAAAUUUCAUCAGCCCACCUGCAAUCUCCCCUUAGCUAAGGUGUUUUCAUCUCUCUCACUUAUCCAGGACCCAGGUGUUCCCGAGUUCUCGGUAGACCACAUGUCGACUCAGACGCUGACUCAACAUGGAGAUUUGACAAUGACUCAGAAUGUUGAGUCAGUACCAAACCUCAGCUGCUUUGUUCAGCCAACAAAAUGGUUAUUCAUAGUUAUGAAAUGAAAUGAAAUGAAAUGAAAUAAUAUUUUAUUUCCCAUUAAUUAUUUACAGACAAGUACAUUGUAUUUUUUCUUUUCUUAAAUAUGAAACAGCAAAAUAUUACUAACUAGAUAACAAAACAAAAAUUAUAUACUGUAGAAAUAAGUAAAUAAAAGUGUAAAGAAAAUACAUUCUAUAAGAAAGGAAAAAGUCUACAUAGGCAGGGCCUGUGCGUAGACUCGAGUUGCGAAAAGAUUAAUUUAUAUGGGAAGUAAAAAAUAUAUAGGAGAAAAAAAAUCGUAUAGUUUAAACCUUUUUUUUAUUUGUCUUGCUUGAAGCUGAAUUUUUAGUGUUCUGGAAUAAAUUGACGGUAAAAAAAAAAAACUCUUUGUGCAAACAGAGGUAAUUUAUAAUAUCUGGUGAAGAUUGAAGAGGAGAGGUGGGGUGUAGUGUAUUAGUCAGUCAGUGAAAUUGGUGUAUCAGUGAUUGUGUAGGGUCAACGGUCAGGUCCGCCCAACGCGAUAACGGCCUCGGUGUCCUCUGUACUCAGACCAACAAGCCACCCCACAACAUGCUUCUUAAAUAGAGAGAGAGAGGGUGAAUUUAGAAUGUUGACAUUUUGAUAUCUGUUACACAUGUUACGAUAAAUGAUUUGGGUUAAGUGAAAGCAAUUCGUAUUUGAAAAUGAUUUGAAAGUUUGUGGAACACUUACACCAACAUUUCGAGAAAAGCGCGUAUUGUGGGGAUGAGUAAUUUUUACAAAAAUAUUAUCAAAGUUUUUGUACAUGUGAACUAAAAUAUGCAACGAUACAUCUGUUCAUUUCAUGUUUCUGUUUAUACCUUUUUUCAAAUUCACCUUUUUCCGUCCUAAUCUCUCUAGCUGUUCUUUUGUUCAAAUUGUAAAUUUAUUUUUUACAGUUAUCUAUGUUAUACUCCUUUUGCCUAUGUUAUAGGAAUGUAGCAUUUCAUAACGUUGCUUUCUUACAGUUUAGUAGUACUAUACCACAAAAUAAUAUUAACAAAAAAAAAACCUUCUAAUACAGUAAACUCUCACUCGUAUACUUUUAAUAAAAGUGUACAUUUGACAUUUUACUGUUCUGGAAAUCCCAAUCAAUUACCUAAAUUUAAAUUAAUUUUGACUCAAAAAAGAUAUUUUACAAUAAUAAUUUCCUCUAUUGAGUUAUCUGGAGUUUUGGUUCCUUGUGUGUUAACAUUUCAGACAAAGUAUUUUGUAAACUAUUUGUUCUAGAAUAUUAACUUUAUUUUGUAUUCGUUCCACUUAUAUUUUAUAGUUCUUUUUUGUUUUAAUCUUAUACUAAGCACAAAGCCCUUAAUAUUAAGAAUUUCAGUAGUCUAUACAAAAUAGUUUGUAAUAUGAAAUUUACAAUAUUUUUUUAUUAUAAAUCACGUAUAACUAACAGUUUAUAUAUUUCAUCACUCUCGUGCCUUUUAAUAUUGUACGUAAGUUAGUGAACGUAGUUAGGUACGUACGUACACAGGUUGUACGUACAUGUAUGUUUAUGUACAUUGUUUGUGUUCUAGUCUAAGGUCCGAUCUCAGUUCACCACAGAUUGUGGCCUGUUGUGUGUUUAUAUGUUCUAUCUUGUGUUACUACAAUCACAAAUAAAUGUUCAUUACUUUUGAAA